GACCAAGAACAAGCGAACCUAAACAUCAUCGACUCUCUGAGCCUCGGCCCGACUCUCAGCUAUUGAAGCAUCGCCCCCGCGACGACAGCUUCCAUCAUGGUCUACUGCGGCAAACCCUCCAAGGGCUGUUCCACCUGUCGCGACCGUAAGAUACGCUGCGACCAGAGAGAACCCUCAUGUGGCCAGUGCGAGAAGCGUCACCAGGCUUGUCCAGGUUACCGCAACCAGGUCGACCUAAUGUUCCGCGAUGAGAGCUCCCACGUAAUUAACAAAGCCGCAAAGACUCGUUCCCGAUCCCACGCACGGAAGAAGGCGCAGACCCCCGGCCCGGCGUGUCCCUCUCCGUCGCCUCGGCCCGUCCCGAGCGCCACUCCAACGCCGCCGGCUACCCGUCAUCGUUUCAAGGGUCCUGUUUUCUCCGUCUUCAACCCGAGGAGUAGCAGUUCGCCUUCUCAAGAGAGCACCGAUAGCAAUGACGGCGAUGUUGAGGCGAGUGAGUGCUGCACCGAUGACCCAUCUCUAGACCAGGCGUUGCUUGGAGAGGAUCUGUCUGCAUCUCUCCAGGAAAGAGGUACCGCCUUCUUCUUCGCCCGCUACGUCGCGGCCGACAACGGGUGUUACCAGAACUACUCCUUUAUCUAUGACGUUUGGAAACCCCCGGAUCCGGACCACGCUCAAGCCGACGCUGUUACCUACAGCAUGACGGCUGUGGGACUCGCCGGGCUCUCUCAGCAGCGUACCCAUCGUGCCCAUCGUGCUAAGUUGAUGGAUCGAUCCCUCCAAAGCUACACUCUGGCAGUCGGGCUUAUUCAUCCUGCCCUUAGUGACCCCAUCGCGGUCAUCAAGGACACCACAUUGCUCGCCGUCUUGAUACUUGGCACCUACGAGUCUAUUACUGGACGCAGCCCCCAGACCAUGCGAACUUGGAAGGGUCACGUCAACGGAGCCGCCCAGAUCGCCAGCGAGAGAGGUCCUGCCCAGUUCCGAACUAAAGCUGGUACUCGCAUGUUUAUCAUGCUUUCCCAAUCCGUUCUCAUCAGCUGCAUCCAGAGUGGCCUGCCGAUGCCCCAGGCCAUGGUUAACCUCCGUAGGGAGCUUCAGCCUUCGCUUGAGCUAGAUGGGCCAGCAUGGCGCCUGGUUGAUCCUGUCUAUAGGGCGCUCCAGGUUCGCUAUGAUAUCAAGUCAGGAGAGCUCCACGACAUUGAUGAUAUAGUGGAAAAGCUAACACACAUUGACGACGAAUUCGCUUUUAUAUUAUCUGAGCUACCAGAGCCGUGGCAAUACCGGCGUAUCCAACUUACGAAACCUGACCCUCGAGUCCUGGGUCGCUGGUGUUACGUGUAUCCUGGUCUGUUACAAGCCACUGCUUGGAACGGCGUGCGGGCAGUACGGAUGCUUCUUCUAGAGACCAUCCUUGAGCAAAUUUGCCAGGGGUCGAAUGCCCCGGACCUAUCAUCGUUGCCAGAUCGUCACCAAAAACGACUCGCAAAGACCGUAAGGCUUCUGGGCUUGCUAGGGGAUGCCAUCGUGGCCAGCGUUCCUCAGCAUUUCGGUGUGGUCAGCUGUCGAGACAAGGCAAUGUCGAACCCUACGCAAGAAGAACGAUAUCGCCCCCUGUCACCACCAGCAGGCCCCAAAUUGCGAACUGAGCAUGACCACGAAUCGCUGGUCGGGUCUGACAGAUUGAUGCCCCUGAACCCGACCAUCUUGGGCGGCCAAGAAGACAGUGCGGAGUGCUUUAUGACCCUAGCGUCCGCGAGCCAUACCAUGAUCUGGCCUCUCUACAUCCUGGGCAUGUCCUCGUCAUGCUCCGCCGAGACGAAACGGUAUGCUAUAAACAUGCUACAAGCCAUACACCGCGAGACUGGCCUCGAGCAGGCUCGGGUUGUCGCCGGGAUGCUACAUUCCAAGGAGGACCCCAGCACACAAAGCACCGCUUUCCUUGAGAAUAUUUCACUAUUACCAGCAGAGGGGUUGCUCGAGGUUGUUUAGAUUUUGACCGUGGAGUCUAAGCGUAGACUUGUCAGCAUUCUUGUUAUUUAGGGUUUCACGUUGGGAUAUGGAGCGAUGGAGUUUA
Molecule: messenger RNA, 2077 nt
Organism: Ilyonectria robusta
Lineage: Eukaryota; Fungi; Ascomycota; Sordariomycetes; Hypocreales; Nectriaceae
Exons: 2
Coding region: 97-1992 (631 amino acids)
Biological process (GO): regulation of DNA-templated transcription
Molecular function (GO): zinc ion binding; DNA-binding transcription factor activity, RNA polymerase II-specific
Source: RefSeq, a predicted model, not a curated record